AUGGUCGCUGUGUCUCCACCCCCGCUUCGACCGCGGGGCCUCUCCUGCGACCGCUGCCGCUCGUCUCCCCAUUGCGACGGCCCCCACGUGGGUGGCCCCACGCAUCGACGACUGGCCACGCUGUCAAACGCCACGCUAUCGACCGCCACGCGUCGACCGCCAGCCACGCUUCAACGGCCCCACGUGUGGGUGGCCCCACGCGUCGACGACCGCCACGUGGGUGCCCCGCACGCCUCCGACGAACGCCACGUGGGUGGCCCCCACGCUCUCCGACGACGCCCCGUGGGUGCCCCGCGCUUCAACGACGCCCCGUGGGUGGCCACCGAACGCAUCAGACGACGCCACGCGUGGAGCCUCACCGCUCAAAAACGGGCCACGGUGGGGUGGACCCCAUGCUUCGAACGACGCCACGUGGGUGGCCCCACGCUCUCGACGACGCCACGGGUGACGCCCACGUGGGUGUGCCCCACGCUUCGACGACGCGCGACGUGGGGGCGCCACCACGCUUUUGACGACGCGACCAGCUGCAGCCCAGGGGUCUCUCUCAGCAGCACGGGCCACUCCGACAGAGGACAUGACAGGACAGGGAGAUGGAAGAGGAAGGGGAAGAAGGGAAGAAGAGGAAAGAAGAAGGAAGAGGAGGAAGAAGAAGAAGGGGAAGAAGAAGAGGAAGAAGGGGAAGAAGAGGAAGAAGGGGAAGAAGAGGAAGAAGGGGAAGAAGGGGAAGAAGGGGAAGAAGAGGAAGAAGGGGAAGAAGGGGAAGAAGAGGAAAAAGGGGAAGAAGAGGAAGAAGGGGAAGAACAGGAAGAGGAAGAAGGGGAAGAAGAGGAAAAAGGGGAAGAAGAGGAAAAAGGGGAAGAAGGGGAAGAAGAGGAAGAAGGGGAAGAAGAGGAAGAAGGGGAAGAAGAGGAAGAAGAGGAAGAAGAGGAAGAAGAGGCAGAAGGGGAAGAAGAGGAAGAAGGGGAAGAAGAGGAAAAAGGGGAAGAAGAGGAAGAAGAGGAAGAAGGGGAAGAAGAGGAAGAAGGGGAAGAAGGGGAAGAAGAGGAAGAAGGGGAAGAAGAGGAAGAAGGGGAAGAAGAGGAAGUAGGGAAGAAGGGGAAGAAGGGGAAGAAGAGGAAGAAGGGGAAGAAGAGGAAGAAGGGGAAGAAGGGGAAGAAGAGGAAGAAGGGGAAGAAGAGGAAGAAGGGGAAGAAGGGGAAGAAGAGGAAGAAGGGGAAGAACAGGAAGAGGAAGAAGGGGAAGAAGAGGAAGAAGGGGAAGAAGAGGAAGAAGGGGAAGAAGAGGAAAAAAGGGAAGAAGAGGAAGAAGGGGAAGAAGAGGAAAAAGGGGAAGAAGAGGAAGAAUAGGAAGAAGGGGAAGAAGAGGAAGAAGGGGAAGAACAGGAAGAGGAAGAAGAGGAAGAAGGGGAAGAAGGGGAAGAAGAGAAAUAAGAAGUGA
This is a messenger RNA of Knipowitschia caucasica, 1437 nucleotides long. Lineage: Eukaryota; Metazoa; Chordata; Actinopteri; Gobiiformes; Gobiidae. The record is from the annotation of a GenBank genome assembly.